CAGCUAGGGAGUAUGGGUAAAGGCAGCACCAUGCAGGUAUACGGACUACCUAUCUGGUUGUAUCCUACCUUCGUCCUCAUUGUGAUUCUGUUCGGGGUGUGCACUGAGUGGGAUCCUUUGUUUGGUGUCGAUACCAUCACCAAAGUAGGAGACAAUGAUGUACGAACAGCGGUGGAGAAUACCUGGGCUAGUGGAAAUGUCUCUUAUUCUAUGUACAUGGACGCUGCUGCUAUGUGCGUUAUGGGCUUCGGAUUCCUAUACGUCUUCAGUAAAUAUUACGUUUGGGGAGGUGUUGGAAUGAACUUCUUCAUUUGUGGUUUCUGUUUUCUUUGGGUAAACGUGGCCAAAGCCAUUGUCAAUGCCAUCUUCAAAGGAGAAUUCCACAAAACGCAAAUCAACCUUGACGAAAUGGUAACGGGAUGUUACGUAACGGCUGCGGUCCUCAUCUCUUUUGGUGCAUUCAUCGGGUUUACCACCCCCUCUCAGAUCGUGCUAGUUUGCAUUAUUGAGCCUCUUAUGAUGCUCAUCAACGAACACAUCGUGCUCGAUUACAUUCACGUUAAAGACGCUGGAGGCAGUUUGGUGGUCCACUGUUUUGGAGCUUACUUUGGUAUUGCCGUGGUAAUUGGAAUGGGGGUUAAAGCUAAGGACUUGCCGGAUGCUCAUCGUGUUACCACCUACUUUAGCGAUAUGGGUGCGAUGAUCGGGACUAUUGUUCUGUGGAUGUUCUGGCCUAGUUUUAAUGGAGCCGGGUUCUACAACGAUGUGACCCUACAAGGACGUAUCUUAAUGAACACUUAUCUUGCUAUCUGUGCUAGCUGUGCCACUGCUUUUGCCACUUCUAGUCUGCUCAACAAGGGAAAAUUCCAGAUGCUCGAGAUACAAAACGCUACACUGGCAGGAGGUGUCAUUAUUGGAAUGAUUUGCCCCUUCGGCAUCGAGCCUUGGACGGCUGUACUCAUAGGAGGAGUUGGAGGAGUUAUCAGUUGCAGUGGUUAUGCACUCUACCAUCCCUUCCUUGAAAGACUAGGAAUUACCGACAGUGCUGCUGUACAAAUGUUGCACGGGAUCCCCGGAUGGAUUGGAGCUAUCUUUGCCGCAUUUGCUUGCCUCGCUGAUAAUCACAACUACCUGUACUCAUAUAACACCCAAUGGGAAACAACAGCGGAUAUGCCCAGAAGUAAAGGGGAACAGUUCGGGUACAUAAUCCUUGCCAUUGUCUGCACCCUCGGUGUCUCUAUUGUCUCUGGGAUCAUCACUGGUGUGGUCAUGAACCAACCCUGUUGUCCACGAGUCCAUAAGAAGGACAUGCUGGUAGACCACGAUUGCUGGGUCAUUCACGAUGAGGGCCACGAUCCUAGGUUGAGGAAUUACGACACCAACGUUGUGCUGGCAAACCCUGGUAUACCUGUACGCGAAAUGGAGGCAAAGGCUUAACAAUAACUACUGAUUACUCCAUAUUUCUUUAGUGUAUUUUAGUAUUCUACUUCAUUUUUCUGGGUCGUAAUCUAGGGCCGAUUAUAAGUAUAGGGCUGAUAAACAAAUAUUUAAUCAGAAAUAAUAAACUUUAGGUUUUUUGCUGAAGUGUUUUCGAGCUGGUGUCGUUUAAAAUAUCUCAGUAAUGCAGUUUACGCUAUAAAGUACCUUAAUCGAUUUCCUGCAACGAAGACUUUAUAAGUUUGGCAAUUGAUUCUUACUAAAUUUGUCUUGUUACUAUUGACGAAAUCUCUAAUGAGCAGUUAAAGUAAGGGGCAAGUGGUUUUGUGAAUACAACAACAAAGAAACAGUGCCUGACGACUUGGUGAAAGGCAUCGUGAUAAUUGUCCCGAAGAAGGGUGAUACCUCCUACUGCUCCAAUAAUAGGGGGAUCACUCUUAGAUCUACAGCAUCUAAACUGUUAUGUAUCAAAUCAUCAUAUAACAACGCAUGAGUGGUUUAGAAGGUUUGCUACGAGACAAUCAGUGUGGGUUCAGGUAGAACGGGGCAUGCAUUGAUCAGAUUUAUUCACUCCGCACAAUUAUACAUAACUGCCUUGAAUAUAAUCUCCCCUGUUUAUAAAUUUUGUAGACUUCAAGGCAGCUUUUGAUUCAAUCGACAGGAAUUAUAUUUGGAAAGCUUUCAUUCAUUAAGGCCUGCCAUGUAAAUACAUCUGAAUUAUACAGGCAUUCUUUAAUGGAACUGUCAGUGCUGUCAGACACAACGGUGAAUUGUCAGAAUGGUUUGAAGUAAGUUCAGGCAGUGGCCAAGGAGACAUUCACGGUCCACCGCUUUUUAAUGUAUGCCUCAAUGUGGCUGCUGAGAGAACAGAAAGCAACAAAGUGGUGUCUCACGGAGCGGUUUUUCAAAGAUCUAUCAGUCCGCUUGUUGAUGAUAUCACGGUGUUAGAUACGGAUUACGCAGAUGACAUGGUUGUACAUGGUUGUACUGGAUAACAGCGAGGAGGGUCUUCAAGAAACACCUGUCCUUUUGUGUAUGUAUGCUGCCCAGGGAGGUCUCAGAAUCAAUGAUAAAAAGACUGAGGCUAUGGUAAUUGGUAAAGCAGCCUCUCAACGGCCAUACACGAAAGAAGCCACAGUGAACCUAAUCAAAUAAAUAGUAGUAAGUACUAUUGUAACACAUAGUAUGUUUUGUUGGAGUUAAAAGUUGUUUUCGAGCUUGCUUUAUCUCACAUUCUGAUCUUGUUAUUUAAAGAUAAAUUGAGAGAUUCUAGAGUUGUAACUUGUAAGCAAGUCCUGAGAUUAUUUUGUAAACUUCUUUAAACGAGAAAGUGGAAUGAUAUCAGUUUAGGGGCUGUUGCAAUUUAAACAAUUAAACUUGAUUUAAAGGUGAGGUUAUAAUAUUCUACCUACAAAUUGGCUAUCCCAUUUGAAUAAUUUUAUAUCAAGUGAUACUAUUAUUAAUCAUUUAUAUAGCACCAACCCCUAAAUUCUAUUUCUGUAAAACAGUCAUUUGACCCCGUUUAAGAUUUCGCAAGACAUAUCAUAAAUAAGAUAUAUAUCACCUCAUGGCUUAUAUACGGCCCUACAAUUGAAUAGUGUUAUCUUUCGAAGGUGGGCUCACAGAAAAGUAAUUAUAGCUAUACGGUCAUGCUAAGUUUCAGCAUAACACCAUUGUUGUGAAACAUAUUCGUUAAUAACCUUGAAUGAAUUUAAGGAACUACCAGCACGUCAUGAACCUAAAUCACUGGGUGACCUUACCCAGCAGGGCUAUAUAAAUACUGGGGUUGUUUGCUGGUGAUUAUAACAGAGUGUGGGGUGGUUGGGAUGUUUUAGGUGUUUUUGCGUAGUUUCUAAUUAAUAUUAUAGUUGGGUUACAGAAACUGAUAACUUUUCUAUUUAUGUAUUUUUAUCUCUGCGUGUAAUUGGAAGAUAGGGUAUCAGGGAUGGUUAUUGGUUAUUCUUAUUGAUUGGUUAUUGAUUGGUUGUUGAUUGGUUAUUGAUUGGUUAUUGAUGGUUAUUCAAAUUAAUCUUAAUUUUAUUCUCUCUUUAAUAGAUUAA
Bolinopsis microptera is the source of this 3497-nucleotide messenger RNA. Its product is annotated as ammonium transporter Rh type B-like. The transcript is spliced from 12 exons. Gene Ontology annotation, cellular component: plasma membrane. Bases 13 to 1437 code for a protein of 474 amino acids. Gene Ontology annotation, biological process: ammonium homeostasis; ammonium transmembrane transport. The record is from RefSeq and is a predicted model, not a curated record. Gene Ontology annotation, molecular function: ammonium channel activity. NCBI's taxonomy places the organism in Eukaryota, Metazoa, Ctenophora, Tentaculata, Lobata, Bolinopsidae.